GCCAACAGCAGCAAAUGCAUGUGUUGUGCUGUAUGUCUCAAAUCUAUUAUCAUGCUACAAAUGAUGCUUGUCAAGAUUAUCCAGGCGUUUGUGGUACUUUAUCUUAAUAUAGAUUUUACUCACGGCACGGUUCUUCAUCAGCCUGACUCUCUUAUCCUAGUUGACCCUGGUGCCAACGUGACUCUGCAGUGCUUUUUCACAGAAAACUACAGCAUGUAUGACAUGUUUUGGUACAAGCAAAUCAAGGGCCAGCAGCCUUGUGCUGUAGUUAAAGCUGGAGCAGUUGCUGAUCCCAUCUUUCAUAAAGGAUAUAUGAACACGCGCUUCAAUAUCAUCAGGUCAAAAAAUAGUCUUUCUCUUAGUAUCAUUAACAUUAGUCACUGGGACGAGGCGGUCUAUUACUGUGGAGUGGAGAUUUUCUUUGAUAUUGAGUUUGGAAAUGGAGUAUUUUUGUCAUUAAAUGUAUCAUCUUUUAACUCUACAGAAAGAGAUGAUCUUAUUGCAGUCGUUAUCUUUCAGUGCAACAUUAUUGGAAUAUGUGCAGUGUGGAUCAUAUGUCUGUGCAUCACGAUUAAACAACAAAACGCUUUAUCUCCAGUUUCUUCCAUCCCCAGUCAGUGUCAUAGAGGACACAUACCUGUCCAUAUUCAAAUGUCUGAUGCAAAGAGUCACACAUCUAGUUCUGAUGCUAAUCAAGAUCAAGAAGCUUGAAGAGACAAUGAUGCCCAAUAAAAUGAGGAUCAUUUGAGAAUGAAACAUCUUGGUCAAAAAAAAGAGGAAAAAUUUGCCAUAUUUAUUUAAUA
This is a messenger RNA of Onychostoma macrolepis, 803 nucleotides long. RefSeq lists its product as uncharacterized. The transcript is spliced from 5 exons. The record is from RefSeq and is a predicted model, not a curated record. Gene Ontology annotation, biological process: response to bacterium. Lineage: Eukaryota; Metazoa; Chordata; Actinopteri; Cypriniformes; Cyprinidae. The coding region runs from base 19 to 711 and encodes 230 amino acids.